UCGUGCGCGCGGUUAUUUAUUUAUUUCCGGGCCCAGAGCGCUUAUAAUGGAGCCGCUGUCAGCAGAAGCCUCUGCUGCCGCCGCCGCCGCCGCCGUCCCUGUCCCUCCUCUCUUUCUCCCCGGCAGAUCUUUGUUGUGUGGGAGGGCAGCGGGGAUGGACUUGAGCUCGCGGCUCUCCUGCUAGAGCAGCAGCGCUUGGAGAGGACGCCGCCGCCGCCGCCGCGAGCAGCCGCCGCCCCAGGCCCCGCCGGCCGCGGCCUCCGUCCCCGCGCUGCGCUCCGCGCGCCUCCCAGCACAGUGCCCUCGCGGCGGCAGAUGAGUGUGGGGUCAGCCCACGGCGGGGACUAUGGUGAAAUUCCCGGCGCUCACGCACUACUGGCCCCUGAUCCGGUUCCUGGUGCCCCUCGGCAUCACCAACAUAGCCAUCGACUUCGGGGAGCAGGCCUUGAACCGGGGCAUUGCUGCAGUCAAGGAGGAUGCAGUAGAGAUGCUGGCCAGCUACGGGCUGGCGUAUUCUCUGAUGAAGUUCUUCACGGGGCCCAUGAGUGACUUCAAAAAUGUGGGCCUGGUGUUCGUGAACAGCAAGAGAGACAGGGCCAAAGCCGUCCUCUGCAUGGUGGUGGCCGGUGCCAUCGCUGCCGUCUUCCACACCCUGAUAGCCUACAGUGACUUAGGGUACUACAUCAUCAACAAGCUACAUCAUGUGGAUGAGUCUGUGGGGAGCAAAACACGAAGGGCCUUCCUGUAUCUCGCUGCCUUCCCUUUUAUGGAUGCCAUGGCGUGGACUCAUGCUGGCAUUCUCUUAAAACACAAAUACAGUUUCCUGGUGGGAUGUGCCUCAAUCUCAGAUGUCAUAGCUCAGGUUGUUUUCGUAGCCAUUUUGCUUCACAGUCACCUGGAAUGCCGAGAACCGCUGCUCAUCCCCAUCCUGUCUCUGUACAUGGGUGCGCUUGUGCGCUGCACCACACUGUGCCUGGGCUACUACAGGAACAUCCACGACAUCAUCCCCGACAGGAGCGGCCCAGAGCUGGGGGCUUGCCACAUGCCCUGGCAGAUCCUGGAGGACUUCCUGCUGGUGCCCACACUGACGCUGUCUAUUUUUUCCUUACAGGCAGUGGCCAUUCUGACAGCUACCUACCCCGUGGGUCACAUGCCAUAUGGCUGGUUGACAGAAAUCCGUGCUGUCUACCCUGCUUUUGACAAGAAUAACCCCAGCAAUAAACUGGCGAACACUAGCAACACGGUCACCUCUGCCCACAUAAAGAAGUUCACCUUUGUCUGCAUGGCUCUGUCGCUGACGCUCUGUUUUGUCAUGUUCUGGACCCCCAACGUCUCUGAGAAGAUUCUGAUAGACAUCAUUGGAGUGGACUUUGCCUUUGCAGAGCUCUGUGUCAUUCCUCUGCGUAUCUUCUCCUUCUUCCCAGUGCCAGUGACUGUGAGAGCUCAUCUCACUGGAUGGCUGAUGACACUGAAGAAAACCUUUGUGCUGGCGCCCAGCUCCGUGCUGCGCAUCAUCGUCCUUAUCACCAGCCUUGUGGUCCUGCCUUACCUGGGGGUGCAUGGAGCCACACUAGGUGUAGGCUCCCUUCUAGCAGGGUUUGUGGGAGAAUCCACCAUGGUUGCCCUCGCAGCAUGCUAUGUCUAUAGAAAACAGAAAAAGAAGAUGGAGAAUGAGUCAGCCACCGAGGGGGAAGACUCGGCCAUGACCGACAUGCCUCCAACAGAGGAGGUGACCGACAUCGUAGAGAUGAGAGAAGAAAAUGAGUAAGCACAGGCUGCCGGGGGCACUGCAGGGACAGUCAGGACAACAACGGUCGUCUCUUUCCUCCUCCUCCCAUCAAGUUGUUUUCUGUUGUUUAAUUUUUAUUCUUGGUUAUGAAAGAGGCCUUGAUUUAGAGGUUUCGUAUAAAUUCUCUAGCAUACUGGGUAUGCUCAUCGAUGCAGGGACCUGAAGAAAGGUCUUUACUGUCGCUUUGUAACUCAGAAUCGCUGACUUCAUGCCCCUGCUUCAAAAAACCCAAAAGGACAGAGCUGCCUCUUGGCCAACAUUUCUACCCCUUGGACAAUCUCCACUUGGAACCAAAGGACUUGGGCCAGACUUUUUCUGUUCAUGUUUGCCUCCUAAGAAUCAACAGGUUGAAGCUCAGCCUCUCUUGACUUGCUCCCCAAUACUGUGGCUCUGGAGUCAUGAACUAUCUGCCACAACACUGGUGGGCCCCAGGCUGCAGCCCACAGUCUCCCUGUUAAGGGCUGGUGGCCCUGCUGGGCCAAUGUAGUGGGAAUUUAAUCUCCUGUAGAAAUUGGGUCAGUCACAAACUGACUUGAUCGUCAGCAUCUCAUUGUUUUCCUGGUUUCACUGAGUUGCCGCACCCCACAGUGUAUAUACAUGAGCUGACUUUUCGGAGCUGUCCCGAAAGUGCAGCUCCAAUGUCAGCACCCUCCGCAUGAGUUUCCCUGAAGGCUUGCGUUUACUCGCCUUCCCUGAAGAUGGCACUAGAGCGAGAAGUGGAGCGUUCUAACUGUCCAUUUCUCUAACUGUCCAUUUCGUUUUCACAGUGAGCAAAGCUUUAAGUCGUAAUCUAGCAUUCUAAUGCCAGGGUCUUGUCUCGUAACUUCUGAUGUAGAUGUGCAGCCUGUUUCUGCAGGACAGGUAACCGAGUAUACUAUGGUACUCCCCUCCACACCAUAAAGCAAGACAUUUUAUAAACGAGUAUCAAGGUCACUAUGUGAUACCCCGGAAAUAAUGCAUUGGAAAUCCACUUAGUGCAGUAUAUUUUUCUAAGUUUUGGAAAGCGGGUUUUUUCCUUUAAAAAAAAAUUAUGGACACAGUUCACUAAAUUCCUGAUUUAGUCAAAGUAACUAGACUGAAAGAACCUAAACAAAUAUUUUAAAGAUAUAAAAAUAUAUGCUGUAUAUGUUAUGUAAUUUAUUUUAGGCUAUAAUACAUUUCCUAUUUUCGCAUUUUCAAUAAAAUGUCUCUAAUACAAUUCAGUGAUUGCCUUCGUGCUCCACAUACCUACAGCUUACUCGUGUUGUACCAGUGACCGCUGUAUGUUACAGCCUUCUACACGUCCUUUGUGUAUGAAUGUAAGGGCCCACAGAUCCAAGAAAACAAGGUGUCAUGAUGGGCAACCUCGGGAGGAAAUGGAUCCACUAGCGUAGACAGGCAAAGGCGGGAAGGGCAGAAGGCGGGCCUCUUGUGCUUUUUACUUUGGUGUUGUGUAACCUCAUGUUAAGACUGUCAGGGCUACACAGGCUCGCAUUUCCAUUUCUAGAUACCCAGUGUCCCUCAUAUGUGCCCACCACAGGAACAAAUCCUCUGUGCUUCCGUAGCUGCUUGUGGGGGACGUCAGGGGCAGAUCAGAAAGAUAACUGAAAGUCUUAAUUGUAUUGGCUUUUUAAAGUACAUGACUAGAAAAUUAAACAGCAAUAUUUUUUAAAAUGUGU
Molecule: messenger RNA, 3447 nt
Organism: Mus pahari (shrew mouse)
Lineage: Eukaryota; Metazoa; Chordata; Mammalia; Rodentia; Muridae
Gene: Ankh
Product: ANKH inorganic pyrophosphate transport regulator
Exons: 11
Coding region: 347-1768 (473 amino acids)
Biological process (GO): phosphate ion transmembrane transport
Cellular component (GO): membrane
Molecular function (GO): phosphate transmembrane transporter activity
Source: RefSeq, a predicted model, not a curated record